AUGGCCACAAAAUCUCGCCGCAUCCCGCGAUGUGGAGGUAACAGGCAUUCUCUGCUUGUGGCUUUACCAUUGGAAUCGGCUAUAACAGAAAGAAACCUCCGUUUCUCAUUCCCUCGCUCCCCUUUUCCCUUUCUCGUUCCCAAUGUCACCACCAAGAUCCUCUCCAAGAUCAUCGAGUAUUGCAAGAAGCACGUCAAGGUGGCUGCCGACAAGAUCCCCAAUGACCGCUUCAACGAUGACGAGCUUAAGGCCUGGGAUGCUGAUCUUCACCAGCAACCUCGUCCACCGUCGUACAACAGUCUCGAUUUAUUUCACCCUCUUGAUCCCUCUCACCCACUUUUAACUACCAUCUCUCUCUCACGCCCUUAUGAAAAUCCCCAUCGAAACCCUAAUCCCCUGCCAAGACUUGCAUUCCCCCAUCUCAUCCUCCAUCGAAACCCAAAGGAGCAGACGCCCUCGAUCUUGUCGGUCAGCUCGACAGCGUCCAAGGCAUGGUCGACGCCCUCUCCUCCAUCUGAUGGAAACAAACUAGAGUUGGCUACCGAAAGUUUAGAUGAGAAUGCAAACAAGGAGCAAUCAGAGAUGGUUUUCCAGAUGACUGAAAUUGAUGAUAUGCAGGCCCCUCGUGACCUUUCGCUUGCACAACUUUUAUCAAGGUUUGGAAUGCUCCAUAGCAAGAAAAGGAAAUUCACUUCUGAAAGACUUGUUCUUGCGUUUGUAGGAGCAAGCUGUAUGAUGUUUGCAUGGCAACCCAUGAAAUGUGUACUGGAACUAAUAAUUAGUUGAGAUUAAUGACUUGUAUUAUUAGGAGGCGUCCCAAUGCAGGUAAGAUAAAUAGUUUUUUGUGUUUUUUUAUAAGGUUGAAAAAUUUUCAAAUAUAAAUGAAAGAAAUGGCAGACACCAUGUAAGAGAGUAGAAUCUAUAUCAGAAUAGGUACAUGCAUCUGUGGAAGUGAUAUAAUUGAUGGACUAUGUGAUGAGAUUAUACUUGAGGCGUUAAUAUAAUAUUGUCCCAGUAUGAUGGGCUUACACUUGAGAAUAUGAUACGGUUGAUGGACUAAGUGAUGAGGUUACCCUUGAGGAUAUGAUGUGAUUGUGUGAUAGUGUGAAGUGGUUCCACUUGAGAAUAUGAUAUGGUUGAUAGACUAUAUGAUGAGGUUGCGCUUGAAGAUAUAAUAUGGUUGUGUGACAGUGUGAUAUGGUUCCACUUGAGAAUGUGAUAUGGUUAUCGUACUAUGUGAUGAGGUUGCACUGGAGGAUAUGAUAUGGUUGUGUAAUAGUAUGAUGUGGUUACAUUCGAGAAUAUGAUAUAGUUAAUAAACCAUGUGAUUAUGUUGCACAUUCGGAUAUGAUGUGAUUGUGUGAUAGU
This is a messenger RNA of Magnolia sinica, 1368 nucleotides long. RefSeq lists its product as uncharacterized. The record is from RefSeq and is a predicted model, not a curated record. NCBI's taxonomy places the organism in Eukaryota, Viridiplantae, Streptophyta, Magnoliopsida, Magnoliales, Magnoliaceae. Gene Ontology annotation, biological process: ubiquitin-dependent protein catabolic process. The coding region runs from base 1 to 786 and encodes 261 amino acids. The transcript has 4 exons.